AUGCGGGACGCGUUGAGGUGGCGCAGUUGCUUUCCGGGGCCGUUUUCCAGGGGCGCGAGGUGCGCGUCACGCCGCUCACGGACGCAGCGGGGCAGGGGGGGCGGCGGCCCCGGGGUUGAGCGCCACUGGCGUGGGUGCCAAGAGGAAGUCGAAUGCCUUGCGCCGCGCAGUGGAAGUCGCAGAGAAGCUUCAGAAACACACGGCGAUAUCCAACUGCCGCGACCUCCUUGGCGGACUGUGCCAACAGAUCAGGGACGCAGACUAUGCUCUGGCCACGGCCACGGCCACGGCCACGAUGCAGGCCCAAAACCCUUUCGAGGGCAGCAGGGCCGUUGGUGGUGCGGGAGCAACGACAGAGCAGUGGGACUACACACCCUCUCAGCCGCAGUGGGGGAGGAAACCGGAAGAGUGAGUCGCCUCCUUUUCGGGCCCUGCCAUGAGCUCUCCUCGUUGCCGGCUUUGCAUAAGAUGCUUUCCUUGCAACGACCGUGCAUUAAUUUCUUGGAGCGCAGCUAG
Trypanosoma conorhini is the source of this 516-nucleotide messenger RNA. RefSeq lists its product as uncharacterized. The transcript has a single exon. Lineage: Eukaryota; Euglenozoa; Kinetoplastea; Trypanosomatida; Trypanosomatidae. The record is from RefSeq and is a predicted model, not a curated record. Bases 1 to 516 code for a protein of 171 amino acids.